AUGCCGCGCCCAACAAGCUUUCUUGUCGUCGCUCUGGCGCUCUUCCUCCAAGUAGCCCUCUUCGGGUCUGUAGUUGAAGGUCAAAGGAGGCGGCCGCCACCCACUGCACCUCCACCGCCUCCGCUGGUGCGCCGCAAGAUGCCUCCCCCACGGUCACCUUCCCCAGUUCGGCCCACACUUCCGUCGCCGCCACCACCCAGCCCACAACCACCCAGCCCGCCACCACCCAUCCCACGUCCUCCCAUCCCACGUCCUCCCAGCCCAGUUCCUCCCAGCCCAGCGCCCCCACGCUCCCAAGGAACUAAACCAAACUUUGUCCUUAUCAUGGUCGACGACCAGGACUACCUCUUGAACGCAACCCACCCUGCCUACAUGCCCAAACUGCACAAGUACAUCGGCGACCAGGGCCUCCAUCUAAAUAACUUCAUCGUCACGAGCUCCCUCUGCUGCCCCUCCCGCGUGAGCCUUCUCACCGGCAAGUUCACCCACAACCACAACGUUACCAGCAAUCAGGCGCCGCAAGGCGGAUGGGGCCGGUUCCAAGCCCAAAAGCUGGACGCGGAAUGGCUGCCGCUGUGGCUCAAGCCUCUGGGUUACAACACCUACUUUACUGGCAAGUUUAUCAACCUGUUCGACGUGCCCCCAGGUGACGUCAAGAACUGCCCCAAGGGCUGGGACAUGUUUGACCCCCUAACGGAUAAGAGUGUGUACGACUACAUCAACUACGACUUUGUUCCCCAGUGCGCCCGGAUGGACAGCUUCCGUAACGCCUACCAGACCGACACUAUCUCGACGCGUGCGCUGGGAUACAUUGACGAGGCGGUUGAUAAGGGACAACCCUUCUACGUGCAGAUCAACCCCGCCGCCUGUCACACCGCCUGCCCCAAGGGCGCGGAGGAGGGCGGCGCCUGCGUGCCGCCAGUGCCCAGCCCCAAGUACUCGGGGCGUUUCUCCGGGGUCUCAGUGCCACGGCUCUCCAAUUGGAACGUGUAUCUGUCCAACGUCCUCAACAUCGGACCCGACGGCAGCACCAACCCCGCGGGUAUCGACAAGCACUACCAGAGGCGGCUGGAAACCAUGUUGUCGGUGGACGAUAUGAUUGAGGAUGUUGUGAACAAGCUUGAGGAGAGAGGCGUACUGAACAACACGUACGUCAUCUACGUGUCGGAUAACGGCUACCAUUUGGGAAAUCAUGGACUGCCAAAGGGCAAGACGCUGCCGUACGAGGAGGACAUUCGCGUGCCGUUUUACAUACGCGGUCCCGGCAUCCCCGCCGGUGUCGUACAUCCCUACAUGGCGACAAUGGUAGAUCUCACCACUACAUUGAUUACGUUGGGUGGUGGUGCCGUACCCGACCAGAUGGAUGGCGUGCCGCUUCCCCUGGACCGCAUCGUUCAGGAGGCUCCCGGCGCAGCCGCACCGGAGACUCCCAUGCCGCCUUCGGCCACGGUAACCAACGGCACUAUGCGGCAAAUUACAACUAACUGCAGAGCAUUACCUCCCGCGGACAGGUUACCAGUGGAGAUGUGGAUCAACUCACUGAGCAAAGAUCUUGACAAGAAAGACUACCGCUCGGUGCGCAUCUGCACCAACUACACAAUUGCCAACGACGGCCGGACAGAAACUUGCUGGAAGUACAUUAUUUGGUGCGUUUGGCCAACCACCACCAACUUCAAGGAGCUUUUUGACCUGGGCGCAGACCCUGGCGAAAUCAACAACUUGAUGCUGACGCUCGACUCCAAUCCUAACCCCAACUACAAGCGCCUCGUCAGUCGUCUGGACGCGCUGCUGCAGAUGAUGGGCUACUGCAAGGGCGCCAGCUGCCGGCAGCCGUGGCAACGCCUCCAUCCGGAAGGGGGUGUGGAUAGCUUCGAGGGAGCUAUGAACCCCAUUUACGACGGAAAGUACGAGGCUUACACCAAGUUUGCAUGGCGUUCUUGUCAGGCAUACUAUGACCCAAUCAACAAUGAGGUUGGAGACCGCAGCCUUGGUGCUCUCAGCCGUUGGGUUUCCGGUUGA
This is a messenger RNA of Volvox carteri f. nagariensis, 2019 nucleotides long. RefSeq lists its product as uncharacterized. Gene Ontology annotation, molecular function: N-acetylglucosamine-6-sulfatase activity; glycosaminoglycan binding. Lineage: Eukaryota; Viridiplantae; Chlorophyta; Chlorophyceae; Chlamydomonadales; Volvocaceae. Bases 1 to 2019 code for a protein of 672 amino acids. The record is from RefSeq and is a predicted model, not a curated record. The transcript is spliced from 10 exons.